Molecule: messenger RNA, 3970 nt
Organism: Malaclemys terrapin pileata
Lineage: Eukaryota; Metazoa; Chordata; Testudines; Emydidae
Product: leukocyte immunoglobulin-like receptor subfamily A member 4
Exons: 4
Coding region: 113-598 (161 amino acids)
Source: RefSeq, a predicted model, not a curated record
UUGUCGACUUCCUGUAGCUGGAGCCACCAGCUGAGUUCCUCAUUCAGGGCUCGGUGGAGCUUGGCACCGGGGUGGUGGUGACAGCGCUGAGGGGCCCCUUGCUGCCCCCAUUAUGGCAUCUGCUCCCAUGAUCAUCUUCCUCGGCUGCUGGCUGGCCGGGCAGAGCAGGGUGUCGGGACAAACCACCUACUCCAAACCCUCCAUCUCCCUGCACCCCAGCAGGGAGGUGACCCCGGGGGAAGCCGUGACCGUCCGGUGUCGGGGUUGGUACCAGAACAUGAGGUUCCUUCUGUACAAAGAUGGAAACCCGACCACGCUGCAGGAGAUGGAGCCGGCUGGGAACGUGGCUGAGUUUCCCAUUCGCAACGUGAGCCGCAGCGAUGCAGGGAGCUACCACUGCCGAUAUAGCAACAAAACGGACGCGUCUGCCUCUUCGCAUCCCAGUGACCCUGUGGAGCUGGUGGUAGCAGGGAGAACUGACCCAACUCCGCUGGGAAUGAUGACGGCUUCCACCCAACCAAGCAGCGCGGGGCCAGGUCCUGUAACCUAUAGGAUUAGCCUGCUUGCUUGCAUAUAUGUAUCUUUUCUUAUAGUUUAAGUACUAUAUAUACUCGUUCAUAAGCCGAAUAUUUUUGGUAAAAAAGUGACGCAUCAAAGCGCGGAGAUUGGCUUAUAAACAGUGUACACCAAAAUUUGAUGAUUUUAAACUCUAUGUAAUCAUUCCCGUAGCUCCCAUUGGCUGGGAACGGUGGACCACGGCCACAGGGAGCUGAGGGGCUCCAUGCCUGCAGAUGCUCCAAGUAAACAAAACGUCCCACCAGUGGCUUACCCUGACAGGCCGGGAGCCAAAGUUUGCCAACCCAUUUAUUGAUGUCAAUACUGCAGCCUUUUAAAGUUGCAAAGGGUUUGUUUAGUGGACUAGAUUGGCUUGAAAUGGACCUCAUAAGUCUUGAGCCAAUAGGAAAAUAUAACACGUAGAAUCAAUGGAAUCUCUAAUAAAAUUGAAAUAGCUUGAUAUCCCUACAGACUUGCCAAUCUACAGGUCUGCUUUGAAAUAAACAAAGAACAAUAAUAAUUUGACAGUGAUAAAGCAGGUGACAUUCCUCUAUAAAGUCCUACAAAAUCUAUAACUACAAUAAUAAUAAUAAUAAUAAUCUAUUUUCAUACUAGUAUUUAAAAUGAACAACCGUGAAAUCAAAAGAAAAAGGUCUUCUUAUCACGCAGUGUUCAAACGUAAAGUUGUUGAAUAUGCAGAAGCAAACAAUAAUUGUGCCGCUGCUCGUGAAUUCUGUAUCAAUGAGAAGCAAGUAAGAGAAUGGAGAAAAAAUAAAACAAUAAAAGACAUGCCAAGAAACAAGAAAAAAUGUCCAACGAGGUGCGCUUCAUUUCCUGAGCUAGAGAAAGAUCUCAAUAAUUGGGUUGUUGAAUGUCGACAAAAUGGGUACAUUGUCACUAGAACUGGAAUUCGUCUGCAUGCUCUGCAAAUGUCGAAAGACAACAAAUACAAGUCAGUAAAGCCGUCAAUGUUUGUCGCAUCAGUGGGUUGGUGUACUCGCUUCAUGAACCGUCAUGGUCUCUGUCUUUGUCAGUGAACAAAGAUAGCACAAAAGCUGCCGAGAGAUCUGGAAGAAAAAAAUCAAAUCUUUUGAAAGAUUUAUUAUAAAAUAUCAAAAGGAAUAUGCAUUUGAACUGUCACAAAUAAGAAAUAUGGACAAAACACCAAUGACAUUCAACCUCUGGAGCAACAGAACGGUAACUGGUGUUGGUGAAAAAACAGUUUUAAUUAAAACCACUGGCCAUGAAAAAAAUCCAUUUUACGGUGGUUUUAUCAUGUUUGCCAAAUGGAUCAAAGCUCCCUCCUGUUAUUUUUAAAAGAAAAACCUUGCCUAAAAACAUGAAGUUUCCUGCUGGUGUCAUCGUACGUGCACACGAAAAGGAAUGGAUGGAUGAAAGUGGGACUACUGAAUGGCUGGAAAAAGUGUGGAAUAAGAGACCAGGAGCACUUUUCAAGAAACCUGCUAUGCUCAUUUGGGACAUGUUCAGGGCACGCAAGACGGAUGAGGUGAAAAAUGUGGUCAAAAAUAUGAAAACUCCUUUGGCUGUAAUACCUGGAGGCUUAACUUCAGCUCUACAACCGCUUGAUGUCUGCCUGAACAAACCCUUUAAAGACAGGCUACGCAAAAUGUGGUCUGAAUGGAUCUGCUCAGGCAUGGUGAAGUUGACAAAAGGUGGCAAUCUUACGAAGUCCAAAAUCAAUCUGGUCGCCCAGUGGAUCAAGGACGCGAGGGUGUCCAUUCCCUCGGAAAUGGUAGAAAAAUCAGGAAAAUUAGGAAAUGCUGUAUCAGCAAUGCACUCGACGGGUCGGACGAUGAUGCCAUAUUUAAUGAUGACACAACAGAGGCUGAUGAUGAGAAGGAAUCUGAGUCUGAAGACGACACCGCCGACAUCUAUGAUGACAAUGCAGGUGCAGCUGUGACUGAAGCCGAGUUUAAUGAAUUGUUUGGUGGAUCAGAGAGUGAUUCAGCCUUUGAAGGAUUUUAAGACUUUUUAAAGUCUCAUAUUGUUCAAAGUUACUUGUUUUAAAUAUCCAUUUACUGAUUUUAAAUAUUGACUAUAAUUUUGAAGGUGAAUACAUAUUUGUUCAGUUAUUAUUAUAACAACAACAGGUGUUUUGUUAGAGUACAUUAAAAUAAUUCUAGCAAAACUUUUGAGGAUUUCUUGUGAUGCUAGCUUUUAAAAUACAGCAGGGGUCAGAAAACUUUGGCUUCCGGCCCGUCAGGGUAAGCCGCUGUCACGUCAGGACGUUUUGUUUACUUGAAGCGUCUGCAGGCACAGAGCCCCUCAGCUCCCAGUGUCCGCGGUUUGCCACUUCCUGCAGCUCACGUUGGCUGGGAACCGCAAACCGCGGACACUGGGAGCUGUUCCCAGCCAACGUGAGCUGCAGGACGUGGCAAACCGCGGACACUGGGAGCUGAGGGCUGCAGAUGCCAACCCCUGAAACAUAGGGUCGGCUUAUGAAAGGGUCAUACUGUUUUUGCUAUUUUUACCUAACCAUCUUGGGGGGUCAGCUUAUAAACAAACGGGCUGAUGAACGAGUAUAUAUGGUAUUUGAUUUAUUGUAAUAGGUUUAUCGAUUUUAUAUUAAAAUAAGUUCAGCUGUAAUGCAAGGGACCUACAGGCCAUAUCCUGUAUGUUAAGCUAAGGCAAGGUUAGCAUGUCUAUAUCUGGGACCUUUCACCCAGGUAGCAAAGUUGGCUUACAUAUGUCUGAGACCUUUCACCUAGAUAGAUCAAUAAUGGAAGACUGGCUUAGGGGGGUUCCAACUCUGAACCCACAAACUUAACAGGUCCAUCACAAGAAAAAUAAAAUAACAUAUGUGCAUAUGUACAUGCCAUCAACACGUACAAACAUACUAGCCUAUGAAGUAAGUGCAGCCGAACAUUUUUGUGGGUGAGGAAGUAAAGUUUGGGCAUAGGAGGAAGGAUUUCCGGCACCUGUGCCCUAUAAAAGAGGUGACCCACCGGGCUGGGGGGGAUCCAUCUAUCUACGACGACGACUAACAAUUAAUAGGCUGUACUCGUUUUUCUUUUCAAACUUUAAGUUCCAAACGGACUAGGCUAAGCUUGGUUUCCCUGAGCUUUUGUUCUUAGUUGUGUUUAUUACGCUUUAAGUUUCAGUUAGUUAAGUAAACUCUAAGUUAGCUUCGAUCGCGCUUAGCAUUAGCUUCUUCCAAGUGCUGCACCUCUCCCUCAAGAUUUGAGGAACCGGAACCGCCAGAGGCGAAGCCGGCCCUGUGUCUCUCACCACCAGGUUACCGAGGAAGGGUGUGAGUAUAUGAACCAAAGCUUUGUAGUAUAUAAUUCCAUAAUACCACAGAUAGCUUUUGAAUAGCAGUAAUGCAAUUGUAACUCUGAUUAUUUUACCAUUGAAUUACUAUUUCACUGAUUUGAAUAAAAAGUCUUUACGGCUC